Lotus japonicus is the source of this 1009-nucleotide messenger RNA. Its product is annotated as cyclic dof factor 4-like. Gene Ontology annotation, biological process: regulation of DNA-templated transcription. Bases 62 to 565 code for a protein of 167 amino acids. NCBI's taxonomy places the organism in Eukaryota, Viridiplantae, Streptophyta, Magnoliopsida, Fabales, Fabaceae. The transcript is spliced from 2 exons. Gene Ontology annotation, molecular function: DNA binding; DNA-binding transcription factor activity. The record is from RefSeq and is a predicted model, not a curated record.
UAAACGCCAACCAAAACCUUCCUUAUUAAGAAUAAUCCUUCUCUCUCUCUCUCUCUUAGAAAUGGCCGAAGUGGAAAGAAGCCAAGAGAGUGAGGGGAUUAAGCUGUUUGGUGCAAUGAUUACUUUGCAUGAUAGGAAAGUAAUUAACGAGGGAGAAAAAGGAAGCGAAGAAGAUGAAGAUGAGACGGUGGAGAAGAAGUCAGAGAAGAUGAUAGAGUGUCCAAGAUGCAAUAGCACGGAGACCAAAUUCUGUUACUUCAACAACUACAACGUUAAUCAGCCAAGGCAUUUCUGCAAGAGCUGCAAGAGGUACUGGACCGCUGGUGGGGCCCUUCGAAACGUUCCGGUUGGAGCUGGCCGGCGGAAGGCCAAGUCGCCGCCGCCAUGCCAUGGAGCCGAUGGACUCAUGGAGGGUAAUUCCGAUGAUGACCAGUUUGGGUUGGUUUUGGAUAAAUGGCACGUUGCCAAGGCGUCUCAGAGUGAUUUCCGGCAUGCUUUUCCGGCCAAGCGGCGGAGGACAAACCCAGCUCAACGUACGUCAAGAUCAAUGAACCCCUUAUUAUGAUGAGAAAGCUUCAACAGCAACAGAAUAAAACAUACCUGAUCGAUGUAUAAAGAUGUUAAUUUUUUAUAGGCGAUGUAUAAAGAUGUGAAUACCCAAAAAAAAAUGGCGCAGCAAAGCAACUUAUGAUGUUCAAUUCAACUAUGAGGAGACGUGACAAUUUUGCUUAUUUCUUGGCUUCUACAGCUUUUAAGGGCAUAUGACUGAAUUGCCCAUAAUUUAUUCAAAUUCAAGUGAAUUACUCAUUAGCUGUGAUGACAUGAUUGUGCACAUAUAUGAAAGCCAUACCAAUUGAUUUAGGGAUAUAGAUGAAAUGGUCAAUGCACAAAGAGAGGUAAGAUAUUGUAAAAGUACACUUCCAAAACUAAAGACUCGAUGAUUAGUGCAGCAAAUUGUAAUUUAAGCGUUUAAUUCUUAUUCCCUUUCUCUUUCAUUUGCUUUAACAAA